ACGAUAAAACUGUAUACUGUAUAAGUUAGAUCCUUUUCGUUGCAGCAGUCAUAAUAAUGUUAAACCCUGUAAUUGUUUUUUUAAUAUCAUCUGCUUCUCUGACUAUACCUUCGGUGAGUUUAAAUAAAUGUAAUGUUCCAAUUUCGUCGUUAAGAACUUAUGAUGUGCCGCUUUUUUUCCAUGCUGGUGCAAAGAUAAGUGAAAAGUCAUUUGUUAAAGCAAGAGGUGGCAGAAUGAUCUUCAGAGAUAAAGAGAAUGUAAAAGUAGUGUGUCCAAUCGGUAAGACGAAUGUCAAUACAGUGACAAAACGUAUACAGUGUCUAAACAGCAAGUUCGUGGAUGAUGGUCAAUACAAAGACCUUAAAGAUAUAAAGUGUCAGAAUUCUCGUUCCCCUGUACCAAUAACUAAAGUUGUGGGUCAUUGUAAGAACGCCUUUCUAACUGUAUCUGUGGGUUUUCAAAUUGACGAUGUUUUUUUAAACCGUAUCGAAUCUUGCUAUGAUAACAACACUCGUCUUCCUUUAUACACUAAAUCGAUUUUAGACAAAUCAGUUAGUACUUGCCCUACGGGGAGAACGGGAUGGUACAGCACCGGCACUUUUAGAAUUAUGUUACCGGAAAAUAUAGAAGACAUCUACACUAUAGAAAGGCAGAGGCAAACUGUCAACCAAUUAUUAGGACUUCCGCUAAACGACCAAAGUUUUAUUGGCGAUGGUCACAUGUACUUUGCCAGAGGUCACUUAACACCGAAGUGCGAUUUCACCUACCCUUCGGAACAACGUCUUACGCACAACUAUUUCAACGCUGCUCCCCAAUGGCAACAAUUUAAUGCUGGAAAUUGGAAAGUGUUGGAAGCAAGAAUCAAAGACUUCGUGACGAAAUCGACAACCUUUGACUACAUCGUCGUGUAUACUGGGACGUACGGCAUCACAAAAUUCAAUAAUAUCGAUAUUUAUUUGUACAAUGGCCAAAACAUACACGCUGUACCCGUACCUCAAUAUUUUUGGAAAAUCAUUUACGAACCUAUUAGCAAAAAAGCCACUGUGUUUGUAAUAAAUAACAACCCAAAAAGAAUAAAGACACAAGCCAUCUGUACAAGCUUUUGUGAUACACUUGGAUGGCUUAUGAAAGCAGCAUUUCAACCUCGUAACAUUAUGAAAGGAAUCACUUUUUGUUGUGCGUAUACUGAGUUAAUUAGUAUUAUACCUAACUUGCCUGAUAUUAAAGUUUUAGGGUCACUGUUAUAAUUUUGUACAAUUUUU
Molecule: messenger RNA, 1262 nt
Organism: Agrilus planipennis (emerald ash borer)
Lineage: Eukaryota; Metazoa; Arthropoda; Insecta; Coleoptera; Buprestidae
Exons: 1
Coding region: 57-1247 (396 amino acids)
Biological process (GO): apoptotic DNA fragmentation
Cellular component (GO): nucleus; mitochondrial inner membrane
Molecular function (GO): nucleic acid binding; single-stranded DNA endonuclease activity; RNA endonuclease activity
Source: RefSeq, a predicted model, not a curated record